Beta vulgaris subsp. vulgaris (sugar beet) is the source of this 504-nucleotide messenger RNA. Its product is annotated as aldehyde dehydrogenase family 7 member B4-like. The record is from RefSeq and is a predicted model, not a curated record. Gene Ontology annotation, molecular function: aldehyde dehydrogenase (NAD+) activity. Bases 24 to 386 code for a protein of 120 amino acids. The transcript has 3 exons. Lineage: Eukaryota; Viridiplantae; Streptophyta; Magnoliopsida; Caryophyllales; Amaranthaceae.
UUGGAUUUUAAUGAUUGGUUGGCAUGAUGGUUCAACAAACUCUGAAUCAAAGAUUUGGAAAAUGCUUGCUUGAAUUAAGUGGAAAUAAUGCUAUAAUUGUCAUGGAUGAUGCUGAUAUUAAGUUGGUUGCACGUUCUGUUCUCUUUGCGGCUAUUGGUACAACUGGUCAGCGCUGUACAACCUGUCGUAGACUGUUGCUUCAUGAAAGCAUAUACGAGAAGCUACUUGAGCAAUUGCUUGAUGUAUACAAACAAGUGAAGAUAGGGGAUCCAAUGGAAAAUGGUACCUUCCUUGGGCCAUUGCAUACUAAAGCAUCAAGAGAUAACUUCGUGAAGGGAAUUGAGGUCAUAACGUCUCAGGUAGAUCAAGGAGAGGAAAAUGUAUGACAUGAAGAACAAUUGCAGUCGCACGAAUGACAAUUUUUGGGCGGUGGAUCUCGCUUAAAAGUGGAGCAUGGUUUUGGAAUUAAUUAGGCAACAAGCUAGUAAUCUUUUUUUUUUUUGG